AUGGUUUCGACUGAAGAGCAAAUUCCCUCGCCGGGCCAAUGGCCCGUUGACCCUCAGGAAGAUGAACCGAUCUUGGAAGACCGAGUUUGGGUUGAUGGAUGUUUCGACUUUACCCACCAUGGUCAUGCCGGUGCCAUGCUUCAAGCCCGUCGGCUUGGAAAAGAGCUGUAUGUUGGAGUUCACUCCGAUCAAGCAAUUCUCGAAAACAAAGGCCCCACGGUCAUGUCUCUGGACGAACGUGUCGGGGCCGUCGAUGCCUGCCGGUGGGCGACCCGAAGCAUUCCCCACGCACCCUAUGUGACUUCCCUGCCCUGGGUCUCGCACUAUGGCUGUAAGUACGUCGUUCAUGGGGACGAUAUUACGUCCGACAGCGACGGAAAUGAUUGUUAUCGGUUUGUCAAAGCUGCUGGUCGCUUCCGGGUGGUCAAGCGAACUCCUGGAAUCUCUACCACCGACCUCGUUGGCCGCAUGCUCCUGUGCACCAAGAACCAUUACAUCAAAUCCCCCAAGCAGACGCUCGCCGGGGAAGAGGGAUCGGGAAGCCCAGAAGAGCUCAAGAAAUCCGCCGCAGACCUCUUGCAGAGAAUCCAGGACUAUGCGACCGACGAGAGCGGUCUGCGUCCGGGAUCCCAGGUAUGGAGUUGGUCUGGUUCCGGUACUGCGAAGCUGGACCAUACGGCCGAGGAAGCUGGCUUGUUUGAGAAGCUCGUAGACGGCAAGGGUCCCCGACCGGGACAGCGGCUUGUCUAUGUGGAUGGCGGCUUCGAUCUUUUCUCGUCUGGUCACAUCCAGUUUCUGCGAAAGGUCAUGGACCUUGAAGAAUCAGAAGGGCGUCAGCGAGGCUGGUUCGAUCCUGAGCAAAAGGAACAAAGACUGAAGGAGCAUGGCGAAGACUAUGCCUCUGCCUAUAUCAUCGCAGGUAUUCAUGAUGACGAUGUGAUCAACCACUGGAAAGGAUUGAACUAUCCGAUCAUGAACAUCUUUGAGCGCAGCCUUUGCGUUCUCCAGUGCCGUUAUAUCCAUGCUAUUGUGCUUUCGGCGCCCUUUACGCCCAGCCAGUCUUACCUGGAGAAUAUUCCCUGGGGCACUCCAAAUGUUGUUUACCACGGUCCCACGACCUUCAUCCCGCUCACUUAUGAUCCCUAUACCGCCCCGAAGAAGAUGGGGAUCUUCCGUGAAAUCGACCAGCAUGACUUCCAGCAUGUCAAUGCUGGCGAGAUUGUGGGCAGAAUCCUGAAAAGCCGAGAAGCUUACGAGGCUAGACAGCGUGCCAAACUGGACAAGGGUGUUGCCGAGGACCUGGUGAAGUCGAAGGAAGAAUCAACCGCCUGA
This is a messenger RNA of Penicillium alfredii, 1332 nucleotides long. Its product is annotated as ethanolamine-phosphate cytidylyltransferase. Gene Ontology annotation, cellular component: cytoplasm. The transcript is spliced from 4 exons. The record is from RefSeq and is a predicted model, not a curated record. Gene Ontology annotation, biological process: phosphatidylethanolamine biosynthetic process. Gene Ontology annotation, molecular function: ethanolamine-phosphate cytidylyltransferase activity. The coding region runs from base 1 to 1332 and encodes 443 amino acids. NCBI's taxonomy places the organism in Eukaryota, Fungi, Ascomycota, Eurotiomycetes, Eurotiales, Aspergillaceae.